AUGUCUGGCGGUCUUGAUCCCAAGAUUAUCGAAGUCUAUACCAAAGUAGGACAAUUAUUAUCCCGAUACAAAUCAGGCCCACUGCCAAAAGCCUUCAAGAUUAUCCCAUCAUUGAGAAAUUGGUUCCAAAUCCUCGAAAUCACUCAACCUGAAAGUUGGACACCUCAUGCGACCCUUUCUGCUACUCGAAUCUUUGCAAGUAACUUGGACCCCAAGCAUUGUCAAAAGUUCUAUCGCACAAUCCUCUAUGAACGAGUUAGAGAAGAGAUAGGCGAAACGGGUAAACUAACGGUGCAGUUGUACAUGGCUCUGAAAAAAGCUAUCUAUAAACCCGCUGCUUUCUUCAAAGGACUCCUUUUUCCUUUGUGCGAGAGCGGGACGUGUACAUUAAAGGAAGCUGUGAUCAUCGGUUCCGUCUUGACCAAAGUAUCCAUCCCUGUACUUCAUUCGGCGGCGGCGCUCAUGAAAUUGGCCGACAUGGAAUAUACCGGCCCGACCUCGGUAUUCAUCCGGGUGCUACUCGACAAAAAGUAUGCUCUACCAUACAAGGUUGUGGAUGCGCUUGUCUUCCAUUUCAUCCGGUUCAAACGGGAACAGAGGGAACUUCCCGUUCUGUGGCAUCAAUCUUUCCUCGUGUUUGUCCAGCGAUACAAGGCUGAUUUGACAGCUGAGCAGAAAGAAGCCCUACUUGACGUGCUUCGGGUCAAGGUACAUGCUCAAAUUACUCCCGAGAUCAGACGUGAAAUCGUCCAUAGUGUUGCGAGGGGCGAGGAAGUUGAAAUGGAGGAUGUAGAGAUGCUAUGA
Melampsora larici-populina 98AG31 is the source of this 804-nucleotide messenger RNA. RefSeq lists its product as uncharacterized. The record is from RefSeq and is a predicted model, not a curated record. NCBI's taxonomy places the organism in Eukaryota, Fungi, Basidiomycota, Pucciniomycetes, Pucciniales, Melampsoraceae. Gene Ontology annotation, molecular function: snoRNA binding. The coding region runs from base 1 to 804 and encodes 267 amino acids. Gene Ontology annotation, cellular component: preribosome, small subunit precursor; nucleolus; cytoplasm. The transcript is spliced from 2 exons. Gene Ontology annotation, biological process: rRNA processing.